GUUUUAUAAUCUAAAUAUCAAUAUUUACACUCCACAAUUUGAUUUCCUAUUAAUUUCUGCCAUCCAUUCCUCAAAUAUAAAUUGCUCGAUAAAUGAAAAAAAACAAAUUCUCUUCAAUUUAAACAAAAACUCAAAUCUUCAUGAAAUUUCCAUAAUCAGUUUAUUAUCAUCCAACUGUCAAUUCUCAUUUCAAAUUACCGGUUUACAAAACGUCAAAAAAUGGUCUUAUCAUCUUGAAAAUGUUAUUGUUAAUAACCAAUAUCGAAAAAAUAUCCCAUUUAAAAUCCAUCAUUAUUCUAGACAUUUGACUCGAGCUGAAAGAAAUCUCAACUUAACUGAUAUAAAUCCAAAUUACGACGAUAUCUUUUCAAAAGAAAUGUCUAAAAAUAAUAUUAGAAAUUUAGAUUUUAUAGUUAAAUCAAACAUCGAUUUGGUUAACGUGUUACUCAAUUCUUACGAUAUUAAAAAUAUUUCAAUAUUUAAAGAAUUACAUUUUGAGCAUGAUCUCCCUUUUUUUUACCUUCUAAUCGCAAAUGAUAAAGGUAUCUAUUUUUUCAAAAUAGAUAAAGACUCAUGGAUAAAUUCAAGUUUAGAUUUGACGAAAGACUUAUGCUUAAAUUCAAGUUUAAAUUUAACUAAAAAUUUAAGUUUUUUUAAAAUUGGCUCCUUUAAUAAAGUAGAAUCUAAAUCAAAAUUCUCUAUUCACCAGGCUGAAUAUAUUAAAGAUUUUUGUACUUUUGUUGUUAAAACAAAGAAUUCCACUUUAUUCCUAUUGAAAAUAACUGAUAUAAUGAACGAUAUUUUUAAAAGGGAACACCUUCUUGAAACAUUACAAUACACCAAAUUAAUUUCAAGUAAUGUUCUUGAUUUUAAAAUCGUUGAAUGCGACAGCCAUAUAUUUUUAAGCUAUUUAGUAGUUAAUAAUGACAAGGUGAUUUUAAAAAUUUCUCAAUUCACUACCCUCAAAAUUAUAGAACAUUUUACUAAAAAUAUUGCAACCUUCACAGAAAAUCUGAAAUUUAUUUUGGGCGAUGAAAUUGGCACAUUUAUUGAGGACAGUGAUUCGAAAAAUACUAAGAUUAAUUUUCUUAAUUUAGGAAACGCAAAUCAUAAAGCAAUUUUAUCAGAAUUUAAGUUAAAACUCAGCAAAUUUACUAAGGAAUUUGCUUAUAAUACUAAUCUUCAAGGAAUUUAUCUAAAAACAAAAAUCCAAAAACAACUGAAUUCAUUGUAUUCUAGAAAUUUGAUUGGAAUAGUUAAUGCUAAUGAAGACCAUCAAGAUUAUUUAUUAAUUUAUGAUGAUUUUGUGAUCCACUAUAUUUUAGAUAUGAGAAGCACGCAAACUUAUCAGUUUUCAAUAACUUGUACUGAAUUUAGAUUUAUUGAUAACAAAUAUUUAGUUUUACUAUCAAAUUCAACGAAUUCGCCAAAAAAGAUUGAAAUUUUACAAAUUGAAAUAAAUAAAAAUCAAUUUUUUAAAAUUGGAUACGACCAAGUUUUUGGAUGUGGAAACUCUUGGGUUAAAUUUGUUGAUAGUGGAUCUAGUUAUUGUCUGAUAAAUUUUUCAGAUAAACAAAAUAAUCAGUUUGUUGUUUCACUUAGUAGAUUUACAUGAAAGCACGUUAGUUUAUCACAAUAUGUUGAUAUAUAUAAUGAUAAUUAAUUAGUAUUAAAUACAUCAAUAUAUAAAUAUAUAAAUGAAUGAUUAAGUAUUUAAAUGGUAAACCAAUAAAAAUGAUGAGUGGGUAUAACCAAACAAGC
Ascoidea rubescens DSM 1968 is the source of this 1761-nucleotide messenger RNA. RefSeq lists its product as uncharacterized. Lineage: Eukaryota; Fungi; Ascomycota; Saccharomycetes; Ascoideales; Ascoideaceae. The record is from RefSeq and is a predicted model, not a curated record. The coding region runs from base 377 to 1615 and encodes 412 amino acids. The transcript has a single exon.